Oncorhynchus mykiss (rainbow trout) is the source of this 2725-nucleotide messenger RNA. The record is from RefSeq and is a predicted model, not a curated record. Lineage: Eukaryota; Metazoa; Chordata; Actinopteri; Salmoniformes; Salmonidae.
ACACCUUAAUUUUCUUCAUUGUUGGUAUUGUGGUAGCCAGAGCAUUUCAACACGUGGGCGUCAACGAUUUUUUCAACAUUGUAGUGCUCUACUUUGCUAUGUACAUCAUAAGACUUGUGACUGUUAUUGCACUGUCACCCUUCCUGGUACGCACUGGCUAUGGCUUCAGCUGGCGGUGGGCAGCAGUCUGUGUCUGGGGCGGGACCAAGGGGGCCUUUUGUCUAAGUCUUACACUCAUGGCUUUUCAGUCAGACGAUUUAGAUGAAGAGCAAGUGAGAGAAAAGAUUUUGGUCCUGUCUUCUGGAAUGGUGGUCCUAACACUUCUUAUCAAUGCAUCAUCGAUGACUUGGUUCCUUAGACUAUUAGGCCUGUAUGAUGUGUCUGUGCCCAGGCGCAUGGCCAUGUAUAGUGCGGUGCAGCGGGUGCGGGAGAGCUCGCAGAACACUUUCAGUUUGUUGAAGAUUGACAGGUUUUUAGCAGAUGCUAACUGGGAAAUGGCAGAGCAGAGAGUCCUCAUAGAGGACCCCUAUAAAACACCCAAUGAAAAGGUUAGCAUUGAAGAGUUCUCUCCCACAGCCAGGAUGACUAAGUGCCCAGACUGUGACAGGGACAUUCCCUAUGCACCAUCACCACAGGAGCUGGAGGACAUGAUGGAGGAGGCUCGCAUGCGCAUCCUGAAGGCUCAGAAGACAAGCUACUGGAAGCAGUACAGCGCUGGAAUGCUGAACCGAGAGGCAGCCAGGACCCUGAUCAAUACAGCUGAGAACAUGACAGACCACAAGGGAAAGUUCAUGAGUGUUCAGGAUGUCAAGAAAUACUGGGAGCUGAAAGGGUUUUUUGUGUCUCUUCGGAGGAGUCUAGAGGACUGGCUGUACAAUGUCAAGCUUGAUAAACUUAAACCAUCAAGGAAUGCGAUGCUCAAGCGGUGCUACCAGGUUGUCUUCAGCCUCCCCUUUGAGUAUUUCAUCUACGCAUUGAUUGUCCUCAACAUCUUCCCCAUCAUCCUGGAGUUCAUCCCAGCGAUCAGUGACAAACAUAACCUAGAACUCAGUAUUAUCAACUACAUUUUCUUCAGCGGCUAUCUUGUGGAGGCUAUACUGAAGGCUUUGGCCAUGAGGAAGGCCUAUAUCUUCAAUCACUGGAACCAGUUUGACCUCUUCAUUAUCGUCUUGGCUUGUGUUGACAUAUUCCUGGACCAUUAUUUAGAAACCACAGCAUAUGUUGUCAAUAUUCACAUGAUAAAAAUUGUGAAGGUGUCUAAAAUGAUCCGCCUUACCAGGGCACUUCGUUUGGUGAAGAUCAUCAUUCCCAAGCUCAUAGAAAUCAUAAACCGGCAGAUCCAUAAGCAGCUCAGCUUUGGGUAUGACAUCGGGAAAGGCUAUGUCAUCGGAGAGGAGCACAUAAGCAAGAUCAUUGACCAUAUCUCUGAUGACAAAAGCAUAUCUAAGAAAUUGAAAAUAAUACUGGAGAGAAACUGCCAGCAGGCUGUCAGGGAGAUUGGCUUGCUGCAGAGAGACCAUCCUGAGAUUGCCAUCUCGGUGAAGACCAGACAGGCCAUACGAGCCGUGCUGAACAGUGAGAGAGACGCCAUCCAUACACUCGUGUCCGGGGGGCUCUUAGAUGACAUAGAAGCAUCAAAGCUGGAGAAGAUGAUUGAAAUAAAAAUGAAGAAAUUGAUCAAAUUUCCACCAACAAUCCCAGCAGCAACAGCAGAGGAGCUUCUGCAGAAUUUGCCUUGGCUGAACAAAGACAGCACCCAGAUUCAGUUCAUCAAGACAGUGGCCAAGCUUCUUUUCUUUGACUUUGGAGACACCAUCAUACAAGAAAAUGAUGACCCUCAAGGAAUACACUUGAUUGUCUCUGGCCUGGUUAAGAUGACUGGAGGAAGCCCAAACCUUGGAGGCAAGAGGCCCAAGGAGAAGACCAGGCUGACAGACUACAGGAGCUGCGGGGCCAUCAUGGGAGAACUCAACUGUCUCACCCAGCAGUCUAUGGAGAUGACGGUCACCUGUGAGACAGCCACUCAGACCUGCUUCAUUGCUAUUGAAUCCCUGUUUGAGGCGUUUGAUGUUUUCCCCGAGUUCCCGUCUCUGGAGUAUAUGAUCUGGCGCUCCCUGGCCGUGAAAAUCAGCACCAGCACCUUCAUGGAGCACAUUAUCUAUCAGGGCUGGAGUUACCACAGGAUUUGUUCUCAUCUGGCCCGGGCCUAUCUGGUAGACGUGGAGGUGAACAGGAAGUUUGACGUGUACGACGGCACCAUGGAGGACGUGGUGGUGAUCUAUGGGAGUUGUGAUGACCUCGCGUCCCAGUGCUCCUACAACGCCCCAGCUCUCAUCAGCAGGACUACUCACCAGGUACUGGGCACAGCAAACACCACCAAACUGUUGAUCGUGCCAAGUGAGCAUUCUGAAAUGAAGCAGACCGUCUCAGAGCUUCCAAGACAGGACAGUGUUCCCUGUCUGAGACAUGCAGCUCAUAGGAGAGCAUCUAGAGAUGAUCGAUCAGGGCUGCUGAGAACAGUAAGUGUGACGUCUAAGGAGGGUUCUCCAAAGAGAAGUUGUUCAUCACUUGACAAGGCCACGUGAUGAUAGGGUAUGACUGUGCAACUGCUGGCCAUACAGGCCCAGACACAACCUGCCAGGCAACCUGAAUCUGUAAAACUUAUAUAAGCAAAAUAUUUGUUUUCAAAUGUAUCAUACUGAUUUAAUAUUAAACAUAUUUAUUU